AUGUUCGUUCCCGAUUCGCCUCGACUGCUUCUCAUGCAAAAUCGUUAUGAGGAGACUUUCAAAGCCUUCCAGUCCUGCAGAACCAAAUCUGUGGAUAAAACAGACCAAGAUGCGAUUCAAGAAGAGUACUACUUGCUUCAUUUGCAGGUGCCUGAGGAGAUGAAAGAUCCAGCACCACUGAUCGACUUCUUCAAGAGACCUACAUUACGAAAGAGGUGCUUCGUCGCCUUCCUGGUGAUGUGCGCGGCUCAAGGCACCGGAACACUCGCCAUUAAGAGUUCAUUCUCCCGUUUCUACUCCAGAAGCAACUGUUGA
Messenger RNA from Cladophialophora bantiana CBS 173.52, 315 nucleotides. RefSeq lists its product as uncharacterized. The transcript has 2 exons. Gene Ontology annotation, biological process: transmembrane transport. Lineage: Eukaryota; Fungi; Ascomycota; Eurotiomycetes; Chaetothyriales; Herpotrichiellaceae. Bases 1 to 315 code for a protein of 104 amino acids. Gene Ontology annotation, molecular function: transmembrane transporter activity. The record is from RefSeq and is a predicted model, not a curated record. Gene Ontology annotation, cellular component: membrane.